This is a messenger RNA of Sphenostylis stenocarpa, 552 nucleotides long. The record is from the annotation of a GenBank genome assembly. Lineage: Eukaryota; Viridiplantae; Streptophyta; Magnoliopsida; Fabales; Fabaceae.
AUGAAUAGCCUUCUUCUUCUUCUUCGCCACCCUCUUCUGCCUCUAUCUGUGGCCACCGCCAAGUUACCAUUACCACCCUUUCCCCAAACCUAUUAUGCAUCUAAACGGAUACGAAUGAUUCCUGAAAUAUUUAACGGAUUCUCUUCACGUCCCACAAUCGCUACAUUUUGCACUACCAACAAAGACUUGUCAACUAGUAAGUGUGUACUGUGCAAUACAAAGGACUUGCAGCCCAUGACCCACGAUGCAGCACGCACUCUGCUUCCACAGAUUGCCGAAUGGAAUUUGGUGAACGAGGAUGAUGUAUUGAAAUUGAGGAGAUCAUGGAAAGUGAAGACUUUUACCAAAGGGUUGGAAUUUUUCAGGAUAAUAGCUGAUCUUGCUGAAGCUGAAGGUCAUCAUCCUGAUCUUCACCUUGUUGGCUGGAAUAAUGUUACUAUAGAGAUUUGGACACAUUCUGUGGGUGGCCUGACGCAGAAUGACUUCAUUCUUGCUGCUAAGAUCAAUGAGCUUAAUUUGCAUGACUUGCUUAGACGAAAGGCUUCCAACUGA